Arabidopsis thaliana (thale cress) is the source of this 2842-nucleotide messenger RNA. Its product is annotated as Leucine-rich repeat protein kinase family protein. Lineage: Eukaryota; Viridiplantae; Streptophyta; Magnoliopsida; Brassicales; Brassicaceae. Gene Ontology annotation, cellular component: membrane. The transcript is spliced from 6 exons. Bases 299 to 2185 code for a protein of 628 amino acids. Gene Ontology annotation, molecular function: ATP binding; protein kinase activity; protein serine kinase activity. The record is from RefSeq and is marked reviewed.
UAGUAAUCAAAUCAAAUAAAUAAACAUUUCAUCUUCUUGGAUUCAUUGCAAAACAGUCUGUCAAGUUGAGGUUGUGCAAUGUGCAGUAAUGAACAAACAACCAAACCAAGUUUAAGAACUUAAAGAUUGCAUUUAUUGCCUCCACCUUAAUUGGCUUUUCUACUUUCAUUUACUUCUUCUUCUUCUUCUCUUGAUCCAAAGUUUUCCUCUACACUACCUAUAGAUCUGUCUUUGUUCCUAGAAAAAUGAUAACUUUCAGUGAGUUUCUGUUUCUCUAAAGGCAAAACACAUCUUCACUAUGCAGAUUUCUCUUCAAAUCCAUUUAUCUUCCUUCACUUUUCUUCUUCUUAUUUUCCUUCUUCCAGUACUCUCUGAGUCUCAGGUAGCUUCAAGUGAAUCACAAACUCUUCUUGAAAUCCAGAAGCAACUACAAUAUCCACAGGUUCUUCAAUCAUGGACUGAUACAACCAACUUCUGUCACAUUCGUCCGUCUCCUUCCUUGAGAAUCAUCUGCCUCCAUGGUCACGUAACAGAGUUAACCGUCACCGGGAACAGAACUAGUAAGCUCUCUGGAAGUUUUCAUAAACUCUUCACUCUUCUUACACAACUAUCGAGCUUAAAGACUUUGUCUCUUACUUCUCUCGGAAUUUCUGGUUCUCUUUCUCCUAAGAUCAUCACUAAGCUAUCACCGUCUCUUGAGUCUCUCAAUCUUAGCUCUAAUUUCAUCUCUGGGAAGAUUCCAGAAGAGAUUGUGUCUUUGAAGAAUCUGAAAAGCCUUGUUUUAAGAGACAAUAUGUUCUGGGGUUUUGUCUCUGAUGAUCUCAGAGGAUUAUCAAAUCUUCAAGAGCUGGAUUUGGGAGGUAAUAAACUCGGUCCUGAAGUUCCUUCACUCCCAAGUAAGCUCACCACUGUUUCAUUGAAGAACAACUCCUUUAGAUCCAAGAUUCCAGAACAGAUCAAGAAGCUGAAUAACCUUCAAAGUUUAGACCUUUCUUCCAACGAAUUCACCGGGUCGAUUCCAGAGUUUCUGUUUUCGAUUCCUUCUCUUCAAAUUCUCAGUUUGGAUCAGAAUCUGUUAAGCGGGUCACUUCCAAAUUCUUCUUGCACCUCCUCAAAGAUUAUAACUUUAGACGUGUCUCACAAUCUUUUAACUGGAAAGCUUCCUUCUUGCUACUCUUCAAAGAGUUUCAGUAAUCAGACAGUGCUUUUCUCAUUCAACUGCUUGUCUUUGAUUGGCACUCCUAACGCGAAGUAUCAGCGUCCGCUUUCUUUCUGUCAAAACCAAGCAAGCAAGGCAAUAGCUGUGGAACCUAUCCCCAAGGCUAAAGAUAAAGAUUCUGCAAGAAUCAAACUCGGGUUAGUGAUUUUGAUAAUCAUCGGUGUGAUCAUCCUUGCAGCAAUUUUGGUUCUGUUGGUUUUGAUUGCCCUCAAAAGAAGAAGAUCAAGAUCAGAAGAUGAUCCUUUUGAAGUGAACAACAGCAACAAUGAGAGACAUGCCUCUGAUAAAGUCUCUGUUUGCAGCACCACAACUGCCAGCUCUAAGUCAUUACCAGAUUCAAGACGUGUACCACAGACAAUGAGAUCUGCAGUGAUUGGUUUGCCACCGUACCGCGUUUUCUCCUUGGAGGAACUGGAAGAAGCGACUAACGACUUUGAUGCAGCUAGCCUGUUCUGCGAACAGCUGUAUAGAGGUUGUCUAAGAGAAGGCAUACCAGUGACAGUGCGAGUUAUCAAGCUGAAGCAGAAGAGCUUGCCACAAAGCUUAGCUCAACAGAUGGAAGUUUUAUCAAAGCUAAGGCAUAUGCAUUUGGUUAGCGUUCUUGGACACUCCAUUGCCAGUAACCAAGACCACAAUCAACACGCUGGACACACCAUCUUCAUUGUUCAAGAAUACAUCUCUAGUGGAUCAUUGCGGGACUUUCUCACAAACUGUAGGAAGAAAGAGGUACUGAAAUGGCCUCAGAGAAUGGCGAUAGCAAUAGGAGUCGCUCGAGGGAUACAGUUCUUGCAUAUGGGAGUAGCACCAGGAAUCUUUGGGAACAAUUUGAAGAUAGAGAACAUCAUGCUUGAUGAAACACUCACAGUAAAAAUCAGUGGCUAUACUAUUCCUUUACCAUCCAAGGUUGGAGAAGAGAGGCCUCAAGCCAAAAAACCUCGGAGGUUGUUGUUGUUUCUUAAGAUAUGAUCAAAUGUGUUCUCUUCUAUCAAAUUUUGAAACUUGUUAAUGAAUAAUGUGCAGUAAUGAAGAUAGAGAGAAAGAAGAUGUGUACCAGUUUGGAGUGAUACUACUACAAAUCAUCACAGGGAAAGUAGUUGCUGCAGGAUCUUCAGAGAUGGGAAGUUUGAAGCUUCAGCUGGAGAACGGUUUGAGAGAUGAACCAUCAGUAUUGAGCAGCUUAGCAGAUCCAUCUGUUAAAGGAUCAUAUGCUUAUGAGUCGUUGAGGACGACAGUAGAGUUUGCUAUCAACUGUCUUUGCGAAGAUCAGAGCAAGCGUCCUUCCAUAGAAGACGUUGUGUGGAAUCUACAGUAUACAAUUCAAGUGCAGCAAGGAUGGAGACCAAGCAGUGGGAAUCAUGAAUCAUCCAUGAAAGCAAUAUAUGAAUGAAAUGAUCAUAAAGAGAGGCAAAAACUGUAGAAACAAUAAUAAGUUUCAAACAAGUCAAGAUGUAGUUUCAUGGACUACCUGAAAUAUCUUUUAUUAGCUAACUUAGUAAUCUGUGAAUAAAAAGCAAAAGGAGUUGAAAAACACACAAAGACAUGUAAGAGAGUGUGUCCAGCUUUGCUCGACAACAUUGCAGACUCUUCUGUUGUAUUCGCGCUUGCUUUCGCUGAACAUUCGUG